CAAUUCGUGUUGUGGUUACGUCACACUCCUGCGACACGUCCACCUUCUGGCAAUUUCAAUGACAGUUUGCAUCCAUUUCUUGUGCGUUUCUUUGAGUUUAACCGUAAAGUGACGACCAUGCACAGAGCAGCUCUCAGCACGAUGAUCCGCAGGUGUUCACAGCGCAGAGUUCCCCUGCAGCUGAGCUCACGUGCUUACGGUGUAGUCCCGCCCCCACGCGACAGUGAGGAGAAGGAGAUGUUGGACCAAAUGCUGCGCGUGGACCACGCUGGUGAAUACGGAGCCAACCGCAUCUACGCCGGCCAGAUGGCGGUGUUGGGACGAUCCAGUAUUGGACCUCUCAUCCAGGAAAUGUGGGACCAAGAAAAGAAACACCUAGAGAAAUUCAAUGAGAUUCUGGCUGAGAACAGAGUUCGUCCCACAGCGCUGUUACCCCUCUGGAAUAUUGCUGGAUUUGUAUUAGGUGCUUCCAGUGCACUACUGGGAAAAGAGGGGGCCAUGGCCUGCACGGUGGCGGUGGAGGAAAGUAUUUCCGAGCACUACAACAGCCAGAUAAGAGCUCUGAUGGAAGUUGACCCUGAGAGAUACACUGAACUGUUACAAGUCAUAAAGGAAUUCAGAGAUGAUGAGAUGGAGCAUCAUGAUACAGGAUUGGAGCAUGAUGCUGAAUCAGUUCCUGGAUACUGGCUACUAAAAAAUGCAAUACAGCUUGGCUGCAAAGCUGCAAUAUAUGUUUCUCAGCGUGUCUAACAUUAUAUUUACAAUAAUUGAAAAUUUGCUCCACUGUUUGAUAUGUUGACUCAGUUUGUAUAAAUGAUUUGAAUUUGAAUUUGAAUCCUGCUCCAUUGUAAAUGAAAACACUUUAAAGUAUUGUAUACAAACUUCAUUCAAAAUGAAGUUGCCUACAGGAAGCAAAAUUGUACUUCUCUGUAAAGUGUAUGAUACACAGAAUGUUUAAAUCAGAGGAGGUUACUCUUCCUGAUUAAAUAGCAGAUCUCUACACUGUUGUC
Anoplopoma fimbria (sablefish) is the source of this 1010-nucleotide messenger RNA. RefSeq names its product coenzyme Q7 homolog, ubiquinone (yeast) (gene coq7). NCBI's taxonomy places the organism in Eukaryota, Metazoa, Chordata, Actinopteri, Perciformes, Anoplopomatidae. The transcript has 6 exons. Gene Ontology annotation, biological process: determination of adult lifespan; regulation of gene expression; regulation of reactive oxygen species metabolic process. The record is from RefSeq and is a predicted model, not a curated record. Gene Ontology annotation, cellular component: nucleus; mitochondrial inner membrane. Bases 118 to 750 code for a protein of 210 amino acids. Gene Ontology annotation, molecular function: 3-demethoxyubiquinol 3-hydroxylase activity.